AUGCUGAGGAAGGCAGGAGGUAACGUGUUGAAGGCCGCCCUGCGCGGGGGCCUGGCCUCGAGUGCGUCCGUUCAGCAGACUGCUGCUGGAGGGGCCUCCGGGACGGCCCUGCGGCUGGCCGCCACCCAGGCCAACGAGGGCGCUGAGGCUGCCGCUCAGGCGCGGCACAGGUGGGGCGAGACGCUCGGCGUGGCCGCCGCGGCGACGGCGGCGGGCGUCGCGGUCCUGGCGGGCCCCGCGGUGUUCGCGGACGAGGCCGAGCACGGGCUGGAGUCCCCCCCGUACGCGUGGAGCCACGCGGGCCUCUGGGACUCGUACGACGUCGCGGCGAUCCGCCGCGGGCACCAGGUGUACCAGCAGGUGUGCGCGGCCUGCCACAGCAUGGAGUACAUCCACUGGCGCGACCUGGUGGGCGUCGCGUACACCGAGGAGGAGGCCAAGGCGCUCGCGCAGGACGUCGAGGUCGAAGACGGACCCAACGACCAGGGCGAGAACUACUUCCGUCCGGGGCGUCUGUCGGACCCGCUCCCGAAGCCGUACAAGAACGAGGAGCACGCGCGCUACGCCAACGGCGGCGCGUACCCGCCGGACCUGUCCCUCAUCACCAAGGCCCGCCACGACGGCCAGAACUACGUCUUCUCGCUCCUCCUCGGCUACAGGGAGCCGCCCGAGGGCAUCUCGAUCCGGGAGGGUCUGUACUACAACCCGUACUUCCCGGGGGGCGCGAUCGCGAUGCCGAAGAUGCUGAACGACGAGGGCGUGGAGUACGACGACGGCACGCCCGCGACGGAGAGCCAGCAGGCCAAGGACGUGACGACGUUCCUGCAGUGGGCCGCGGAGCCGGAGCAGGACGAGCGGAAGCUGAUGGGGAUCAAGUGGAUGGUGGCCUUCAGCGUGGCGCUCGUGACGGCCGUGUACUACCGCCGGUGGAUGUGGGCGCCCAUCAAGACGCAGAAGGUCGUGCUCGACGUCGUGCGCUAG
This is a messenger RNA of Pedinophyceae sp. YPF-701, 981 nucleotides long. Lineage: Eukaryota; Viridiplantae; Chlorophyta; Pedinophyceae. The record is from the annotation of a GenBank genome assembly.